Cryptomeria japonica (Japanese cedar) is the source of this 4430-nucleotide messenger RNA. RefSeq names its product regulator of nonsense transcripts UPF2. Bases 142 to 3690 code for a protein of 1182 amino acids. The record is from RefSeq and is a predicted model, not a curated record. The transcript has 16 exons. Gene Ontology annotation, biological process: nuclear-transcribed mRNA catabolic process, nonsense-mediated decay. Gene Ontology annotation, molecular function: protein binding; RNA binding. Gene Ontology annotation, cellular component: cytoplasm; exon-exon junction complex. Lineage: Eukaryota; Viridiplantae; Streptophyta; Pinopsida; Cupressales; Cupressaceae.
UGAAAUUCUGUACCUUAUUCGUGAAAUCACGGUGUAGGUUUAGCUUCGGGGUUAAACUGUUACCCAAGUCUAAAAAGAGGUUCGUGGUACCUGCUUGCUGAUUUUUUCACCUAAAGCCAACCCUGGUUUUUCGGUUUUCCAAUGGAGUCAUCCGCUCACAAGGAAUCCAAUGAUCGUCUUGAGGAAUCAAAAAGGUUAGUUGAAGCAAAGUGUGCACUGCGUCGUUCUAAUUUGACUCCAGAAAGGCCAGAUUCAGGAUUUCUAAGGACUCUUGAUUCUAGCAUCAAGCGUAAUACAGCAGUCAUAAAAAAACUAAAACAGAUAAAUGAAGAGCAGCGAGAAGGACUUUUGGAAGAACUUAAAUCAGUGAACGUGAGCAAAUUUGUGAGCGAAGCCGUAACAGCCAUUUGUGAUGCAAAACUUAGAAGUUCAGACAUCAAUGCAGCUGUGCAGGUCUGCUCAUUGCUGCAUCAGAGGUAUAAGGAUUUUUCACCCACUUUGAUUCAAGGGCUCUUAAAAGUCUUCUUUCCUGGUAAAGCUAUUGAAGAUGCUGAUGUAGACCGGAGCUUAAGAGCAAUGAAGAAGCGAAGCACACUAAAGCUUCUUAUGGAGCUAUAUUUUGUAGGAGUUAUAGAGGAUUCUAGUUUUUUCAUAAAUAUCAUAAAAGACCUUACUAGCACAGAGCAUUUUAAGGAUAGGGACACUACUCAAAUGCAUCUAUCAUUGCUUGUCAGUUUCGUUCGUCAAGGGAGGGCCUUUCUAGGUCUCCCUCUUUCAGGCCAAGAUUUACAUGAUGAGAUUUAUAAGGAGCUAAAUGUUACUAUGGAACAAAAGAAGUUUCUCAGGAAGGCAUUGCAGUCAUUCUAUGAUGCAUCUGUGGAGCUUCUUCAAUCAGAGCAUUCUUCCCUUAGACAGAUGGAACAAGAGAAUGCAAAAAUGUUGAAUGCAAAGGGAGAGCUAAGUGAAGAAAAUGCGAUUGCAUAUGAAAAACUGAGAAAAUCGUAUGAACUCUUGUUCCGGAGUGUUUCAGCUUUGGCGGAAGCACUGGACAUAAAGCCUCCUGUGAUGCCAGAGGAUGGCCACACUACUAGGGUUACCACUGGUGAAGAUGGAUCUUCAGUUGCAACUACAAAGGAUGCUUCCAAUCCUGAACCUGUUUGGGAUGAUGAAGAGACUAAGGCAUUCUAUGAAAGCUUACCAGAUCUUAGGGCAUUUGUCCCUGCAGUGUUGCUGGGAGAAGCAGAACCUAAUAAGACUAAUGAGCAAUCGCACAAGACUCCUGAACAACAGCAGGAAAUACUAUUUGAAUCAGAGCAAGGUCAUUUGUCUGUUCCAGAAACUGCAGAUUUGAUUCAAGACAUUGAAACCUCAAAAGGAGAGGGGGCAUCUGAUGAUAAGUCCAGAGAAAAAGAAGAUAAGGAAAGGGGCAAAGAGACAGAAAAGGACAAGUGGAAGGAGAGAGACACUGAUAAGAAAGGAGAAAAAGAAAAUGAAAAGGAUAAAGUCAAGAGUCUUGAUGGUCCAAAUUUAGAUACUCUGUUGCAACGACUUCCAGGUUGUGUCAGUCGUGAUCUUAUUGACCAGUUGACGGUAGACUUUUGUUAUCUCAAUUCAAAAAGUAAUCGGAAAAAACUUGUCCGAGCAUUGUUCAAUGUCCCUCGGACAUCAUUAGUACUGUUGCCAUACUAUUCAAGAAUGGUGGCAACAUUGUCAACAUGCAUGAAAGAUGUAGCUUCAAUGAUUUUGCAGCUGCUAGAAGAAGAGUUUAACUUCUUAAUAAAUAAGAAGGAUCAAAUGAAUAUUGAAACAAAGAUUAGAAAUAUAAGGUUCAUUGGGGAGUUGGCAAAGUUCAAAGUUGCUGCAGCAAGUCUUGUAUUUAGCUGUUUGAAGGCCUGUUUGGAUGACUUCACACAUCAUAACAUAGAUGUUUCUUGCAACUUGCUUGAAACAUGUGGCCGUUUUUUGUAUCGCUCACCAGAAACAACAAUACGAAUGGCAAACAUGCUGGAAAUAAUGAUGCGUUUGAAAAAUGUCAAAAAUCUUGAUGCCCGUCACAGUACAUUGGUUGAGAAUGCUUACUAUCUUUGUAAACCACCUGAAAGAUCUGCAAGAGUUUCUAAAGUUAGACCUCCUUUGCAUCAGUAUGUUCGGAAACUGCUAUUUUCAGACUUGGAUAAACAAUCCAUAGAGCAUGUCUGUCGUCAGCUUCGUAAACUACCGUGGAGUGAAUGUGAACCAUAUGUUCUAAAGUGUUUUAUGAAGGUUUACAAGGGAAAAUAUGGUCAAGUACACCUUAUUGCAUCUCUUACUGCGGGCUUAAGUCGUUAUCAAGAAGCAUUUGCUGUUGCUGUUGUGGAUGAGGUUCUAGAGGAGAUCAGGCUUGGACUGGAGUUGAAUGAUUAUGGAAUGCAGCAGCGGCGCAUAGCACAUAUGCGCUUCUUGGGAGAGCUAUACAAUUAUCGUCUUAUUGAUUCAUCUGUGAUCUUUGAUACACUUUAUUUGGUCCUUUUCUUUGGACAUCAUACUGCAGAGCAAGAUGAACUAGAUCCAUCAGAGGAUUGUUUCCGCAUUCGGAUGGUCAUAACUGCACUCCAGACAUGUGGCCACUUUUUUGACAAAGGUUCUUCUAAAAGGAGGCUUGACAAGUUUCUGUUAUAUUUUCAAAGAUAUAUUCUCAGCAAGGGGGGCAUACCUCUGGAUGUUGAGUUUGAUCUCCAGGAUCUAUUUGCUGAGUUACGACCAAAAAUGAUUAGAUAUUCAUCCUUGGAGGAAGCAGAUGCUGUUAUAACUGAGUUAGAAGAACAGGAAUGGAAUGGAGCUCCUGAAAAGACAGGAGGUGAAAGACAUUCUGAUACUGAAGGAGGAAAGACAGCUCUAAAUUCUGCACGUGUUGCGGUCAAUGGUCAAAUGGCAAUGAAUGGAACAGAGGAGAAUGGCAUGGGGAUUGAUGAUGGAGAAAGUGGAAUUGAAACAGAAAGUAGUAGCUUGGAACCAGAUGGUCAUGAAGAUGAGGAGGAAUCAGAUGAAGACAAGUCUGCUGAUCAUGAUGAUGAACUUGAUGAUGAAAAUGAAGAAGAUGAUGGUGGGGAACAUGUUCCUUCUGAAGAAGAAGAUGUGCAAGUAAGACAGAAGAAACUGAUGGAGGUUGAUCCAGAAGAGGAAGCAGAUUUUGAACGUGAGCUGAGGGCAGUUAUGCAGGAGAGUUUAGAUUCUCGUAAACUAGAAAUACGGGCACGUACUACACUGAACAUGGCAAUUCCUAUGAAUCUUGGUGAAGGAUCCAGAGAACACAACAGGGCAAGUGAGGUAGAAAGUGGCGAUGAGAAUUUAGAUGAAGAGAGUGGUGGGACUAAUGUUUCUUUUAAAGUUCUUGUAAAAAAGGGUAAUAAGCAGCAAAUCAAGCAAUUGUACAUUCCACAUGAUUGCUCUCUUGUGCAAAGUACAAAGCAGAAGGAAGCAGCUGAACUUGAAGAGAAGCAGGACAUCAAAAGACUGGUUUUAGAAUACAAUGAACGGGAGGAAGAGGAUUCAUCUGGUGCUACAGCACAGCCAAUUAAUUGGCCUCCAGUAGGUUUAGGUGCAGCAAAUAAAGGAUAUGGUGGCCAAGGAGGAUGGGAUGGUUCUGGGAGGUCAGGAAGUGCACGUCAGAGGCACCAUCUACAAGGUUCGGGCUAUAUUCGACGCAGAUAGAAUGCUGCUGCACAUUAUUUUCUUUGUGACUUUUAUUACAGGGAUUAUUUUAGUUCUCUCAAUGUGGCCAGGUGCAAUGUUGUCAUGUAGAGCCAGAGCCAACCAAUCCAGAGCCAACGAUUGGUUUGCUGAUUCCAUGGAUGGUGUUACUAUGCCAGAUGCAAUGAUUGAAUGAUAUCCAUCUUGAUGCAUGCCUUUUUAGGGUCCACUGGAAAAUUUGUAUCUUUUAACAGCUGUAUUUUCCUUUGGCUUAUGCAAAUCCAAAAGGAGCACAAUUGCUGAAGUCCCUAAAUGUACAUAAAGCGAGUUGGAUGGGGUUAUAACACCAAAAUAUGCAAGCGUUUUGACCUGAAGUGCAUGCAGCGACUGAUUGACAGCAACCACACCACUGAAAUAUGGAAUGUUACAUGCAUGAUUUUUGAGAAAAUGCAGAAUAAGACCGAAAAUUAUAUUAUAUGACAUUUGUGAUACAUCUGCCUUUGCUCGUGAGUCAACUGAAGAUUCAUCUUUUUGUGACCUUUUAGUGGUGAAACAUGCACAUAUUUAAGAAAUUCCUAUAUAUUGGCUAGUGAAAAUACUGGAAGGUGUUUAUUCUUGCUGUUGAUUUAGAAAGAAUUUUCACAUUUAUUCUUUCUUUAUUCCUCCAUUUUUUGGUGUUCAAACCUUGGGCUAUGUGAUCUGAGUACUGUGUGCUUGUAUCAUGAUCUUAUCAUUUUUUAUGCCAUGAACAUGUUUAUUGA